Molecule: messenger RNA, 4823 nt
Organism: Guyanagaster necrorhizus
Lineage: Eukaryota; Fungi; Basidiomycota; Agaricomycetes; Agaricales; Physalacriaceae
Exons: 20
Coding region: 102-4784 (1560 amino acids)
Biological process (GO): intracellular signal transduction
Molecular function (GO): guanyl-nucleotide exchange factor activity
Source: RefSeq, a predicted model, not a curated record
CCAUAUCUGCCGGUCUCACUCUCUUCUCGUUACCAUCUUCAUCGUUGCGCCGCAUCGCUGCCUUCGUCGCUCUCCACUAGGCAGCUAUCCCACGCAUAGUAAUGACCCGACUUUCCGACGAUAACCUUUCUGAUCCUAACGACGAAGAUUUCAACGCGCUUUUUGACAGGGUAUGGGAAGGAUAUUCACCCAGUACAAGUGCGAAAUCAGAUGUUAAUGGCAAUAGAGUAAAUGGGAGCAGACGGUCUCUGAAUAAUGAUCCACAAGACUCAUCGCCGGCGUCAUCGCCAUCGAAGACGGUGGCAGCGAGGCCGCCUGCAAGAGUCCGGCCAUUACCUCCAACUCCUGGCUCUUCUACCACAACUUCGCCCAUUUCGCAAGAUCGUGGUAUUCGACAGACCAGCUUUGAUGGUUAUGUGUUGCCAGCAGAUUCGACGAGCCGGCAUCUACCACCACCGCCAGGAUCCUCUAUUCGUAUUUCCGACUCUCCCUCCCUUGCACCUUCGUUCCACUUCGAUGGGCCCAUUGCAGACUAUCUACCAUCUUCCAAUGGCACACACAUCUCUGGUGCUAUGACUAAUCCACAGGGUUCCAUAAGGCCGGUGGCUCCAGGGUCCCAGUCGGUCCCAGCUCAUGUCUAUGUCGAGUCUCCAACUGCCAACGUUCGUGACCAUGAAGACACACCAGUAUAUAGCUCUCCAACUUCUCAGUUUUCCGCGGCCGGAUUUAAGCAAGGCAGUACGUAUUCGACAAGUCCGCCAGAGCCUUGGCUUCCUCAUGGUGCACCAUCUUCCUAUGAUGGAUAUGUAGAUAGCUCUGUAUCUGGGUCGUCAGGUUACCUGAGUUCCCACUCCCCUGCCGUACUCGCAGACACCGCCCUUGCUCGAGGUGAUUCAACAGGAUCCCCUGCCGAGUCUGAUCAUUAUUUCGCGUUUAGUGGGUCAAACGCAAACGUUGCAGGACCGAGCACUUUCAGUCGGAGACCCACCGACCUGCUCCAAGUGAUUUCGACGUAUGAGGAGGACAAGACGUCACAUAUCGAGCUGCAGGCAGAAGAAGAGGAAGAGGAUCAGUACUGGGAGGAUGACGAAGAGGACGAGAACCUUUUCGUGAACUUCUCCCUCUUAUCUCAUAUUUCUGUCCAGCUGCGUGACAAAGUACCCCGAGGGACUCACGUAAAGGGAAGUAUCCCUUAUCCGCGCGCAUUCACCGGAAAAGAUAUUGUGUCUACGAUACAAUCUCAAAUACAACGAGAGUUGGCAAUAAACCAUGGCUUUUCAACGAGCGAUCGGCGGGCCGCGCUUCAAGUUGCUCGAAGUCUGCAAAGCCAACUAUUUUUCUAUGAAGUUGAGUGGGGAGGUCAGGUGCUGCAGGAUGGCGUGGAGGACGUGUAUAUGUUUCUGGAUGAUCUUCCUGGAGCAUCGGAUGAACCUCCAGAGAGGGCAGAACUUCCUACAGGAGUCGUCACUGUUCUGACAAAGUGCUAUUCUCCGGGAUGCGACGAAGGAUCGGUAUGUUAUUCUCCUCGAUGUCCACGCAAGGGCGAUUCGGUAGUCGGCCCCUCCACUGGACCCGAAACUACUACAGCGGUAGGCAGGCAGGAAUGGAUCAACACAGUACCACGGGAAGUCUUAGUCUCACUACCUGAAAGCGAGAUUAACCGGCAAACCAUAAUCCACAAACUCAUUGAUAAGGAAGAGCAAUAUAUUCAGGACUUGAAUCUUGUCGAAUCCGUCUUCAUUCGACCUUUGCGUAAUGCUAGUCCUGCCGUCAUCCCCUCCUCAGAGUUGGACGACUUCAUUGACGAAGUCUUUGGCAACAUCUUAGAUCUUCGGGAAUGCAAUCGCAGACUUCUAGAGGUCAUGUAUGUACGGCAGCGUGAACAGUCCCCGGUCAUACAGCGCAUCGGGGAUGUCUUUCUGGAUGCUGCCACCGAGUUUCGGUGGGCGUACCCUGUCUAUAUCGGACACCAUCCUCUAGCCGAGAAAAGGCUGAAAGAGGAGAUGGAAAACAAUUCCGAAUUUCGACUUUUCAUCGAGCAAUGCGCUCGUGAUACUGUUCGAUCUGGAGAGUCUAUGCGUCUGGAUUUGAAACUCCUCCUCAAUCGUCCUUCAGAACAUUUGCAAAAAUAUCCAGUUUUGUUGGAGGCCGUUUACAACGAGACCGCGCACGGCAAUCCCGAUGGUGAUUUCUUACUGGAGGCCAUAGGUGCCAUCAAAAAUCUGCAGUCGGUUGCACAGCUGCGCACAUUCCAGUCUGCGAUGGGUAGAGGUGCUCCCGGCAAGUGGGAAUGGCAUGAUCUCGUCUCGAAUGAGCUCCGACAGAGCUUGACCAAAGACGAAUGCAAGCGGCAGUCGAUUAUAUUUGAGCUUAUCAAAGGUGAGAUGGCAUACGUCAAAGAUUUAGAAAAUAUCGAUGUGAUGUACAUUCGCCCACUGCGUGCUGCUGAUCCGUCUAUCGUUCCUCGAGACGCACUCGAGAAGUUCAUAACCGACGUGUUCCACAAUUUUGCUGAGUUGCAUGCUCACCAUCGACGGUUAGUAGAAAAGUUUCAUGAGAUUCAGCGAGAGGAACAUCCGGUCAUUCGAACGAUCACUGCAGCGGUUUUUGAUGCCGCCCUGAACUUCCGGGAUGCAUACUUGGAGUAUAUCCCCAAUUAUCCCAUCGCAGCUUAUAGGAUUGACGACGAGAUGGCUAACAACCCAGCAUUCAAGCAAUUCGUCGAGCAAUGCGUCAAACACCCUGAUGCCCACCGAUUGGAUAUGAAGAGCUUUAUCAAUCGUCCAAUACCUAGACUUCUGCGAUACGAGCUUCUGUUGAAGGGUAUUUUGGAUGAGACUCCACCGGGCCAUGACGAUAAACGCGAGAUACCGGAGGUCUUGGAUGUGAUCAAAGCACUCGGAAAGGAUACUGAGCCUGGUGUUGUAUCGGCCAAGCAGAAAGUGGAACUUUGGCGGUAUAAUUCGAAUAUCACAUUCAAGAAUGGGGAAUGGAUUGAUAUGGAUUUGCUCGAUGACAACCGAUCUUUGAUUCACACCGGUAAGCUCCUUCGGCAGCCUGAUGGUGGACUGGAAUGGAAUGGAUGGAGCGAACUCUUUGUUCUUCUGUUCGACAACUACUUGGUUAUGACGAAGCCUAGGGAAGAUCGUAAUGGUGUCCUGAAAUAUCAUGUCAACCGUCGGCCGAUCCCUCUUGAUUUGUUGACGCUUGUCAAUUUCACUGACCCGCCUGCUCAACGUGGGACUGGUCUUCUGCGGAAUCUUCGAGGUGAACGGCAUGAUUCUUUGACUGCAAACGCCGGAGUUCGGUCUCCCGAGAGCGCUUCGGAUUCGCGAUCAGUGUUUCCCUGCACCAUUCACCACAAUGGUCGGCUAGGAGGAAACUACAUACUCUACGCAGAGUCUGCCCAAGUACGCUCGGAAUGGAAGCAGAAGUUGGAAGAGGCUAUGGGACUUCGCAAAGUUGUACAAGAAUCUAACAAGGUCUUCGAAGUCGAGACUCUGAGCUCGGACACAUUUUUGGUGCCUUCGAUGGCGUCAGGUCAAACAGCGCCGUCAUGGAAUCUUGAAAACUCCUUCACUGGAAAGGUCACUUGCUCCGUUCCCUUUAAUACUUCGGAUGGACGAGGACUUGUGGCCAUCGGGUGUGCUGAAGGGGUAUGGAUUGGUUUCAGACAUGAUUCACGAUCAAUGCGACGAGUGCUUCAUCUUAAGAUGGUCACGCAAUGUGCCAUGUUAGAAGACUUCGGCAUCUUUCUGGUAUUGGCUGAUAAAUCCCUUUUCGCGUACCACAUAGAGGCAUUGGUGCCUUCAUCACCGCAGAGCAGCCAUGCCUCCCAGACUCCUCAAAAGUUGAACGGAAGCAGAGAUGUUUCGUUCUUCAGCGUUGGGAUGUUACAUGGUCGCACGUUAGUAAUCUAUAUGAAGAGAAAAGGCCUUGAGAGUAUUUUCUACGUCGUUGAACCCGUUGUAGAUAAAAUCAACGAAAAGGUCAAGUCUACACCCGCCAUCACAUCCCGAUUCGGAUUUCGGACACCUAAAUCGGACUGGUUCCGACACUACCGGGAGUUUUUCGUUCCCUCGGAAGCCUAUGAUGUCGUUUUCCUCAGAACAAAAAUCGCUAUUCUUUUCACAAAAGGGUUCGAGAUCAUGGAUUUGAUGGACUUCAAAAGUAGAACUAUUCCCACCCUAAAAGAAGGCUAUGCACCGCUGGCCAAACGAUGUGAAGGGUGUAAACCAUUAGGAAUGUUCCGGUGCAAUGAGCUCGAAUUCCUCCUAUGUUAUGACGAAUUUGGUCUCUACGUCGACAAACAUGGAGAACCUAGCCGACCAACGACCGGUACCAUUGAAUGGGAGGGCACGGCGGAGCGUGUUGCCAUUCAUUGGCCUUACAUCCUACUCUUCGACACACGUUUCAUCGAAGUCCGACAUAUCCGAACCGGCAGGCUGGUACAGAUCCUCCCAGGCCAUAAUAUACAUUGCAUCUGGGAUGGUCGAGGCACAGACUUGGCGAGUGCCAACAUCGCUACGCCUGAUGUCGAUGACGAGCGCAUGAUCCAGGAAGCACGCAUCCAUGCCGUUUCCUCCAACGACAGCAUGUUUACUGGCCGUCACUCAAGAGCUGUGGCUCAGCACGUAUUCGAGCUUAUCCCUACCCUCCCACUCUACCUGCCCGGAUCUCUUUCAUCUCCUUCCACUUCUACUUACUUCCCCCGUACUUAUUCUCCACCUCAUUCGCCCCAGCUUCGGGCAAAUCACUCCUUUAGUGCAUAUUCAGUCUCAUAGGAUACCAGGGAUUUUUUUUGAUAUAAUUUAUGGAAGAGC